CCCUCACACAUGGCACUUCCACUUCCAUUCUCGUUCACAUUUCUCCUCCUACUUCUGGCUCCUUCCUUCGUUUUCUCUUCCCCACUUCAAGAUCCAGAAUUAGUAGUCGAACAAGUACACAAGAGCAUGAACGCGUCGAGGAGAAACUUGGGGUUUCUUUCCUGUGGAACUGGGAACCCCAUUGAUGAUUGCUGGAGGUGUGACGCCAACUGGGAGAAGAACAGAAAUCGUCUGGCAGAUUGCGGCAUUGGGUUCGGAAAGAACGCCAUCGGAGGCAGAGACGGCAGAUACUACGUCGUCACCGACCCCGGCGACCACCCCGUGAAUCCCAAGCCAGGAACCCUCAGAUACGGCGUUAUACAGAAGGAGCCACUGUGGAUCAUCUUCAAGAAAGACAUGGUCAUCAAGCUCAAAGAAGAACUGAUCAUGAACUCCUUCAAGACCAUCGAUGGCAGAGGAGCCAAUGUUCACAUCGCAGGGGGUCCUUGCAUCACAAUACAGUUCGUAACCAACGUCAUUAUCCACGGAAUCAACAUUCACGACUGUAAACGAGGAGGUAACGCCUACGUACGAGAUUCUCCGACACAUUACGGUUGGAGAACGGUGUCGGACGGCGACGGAGUUUCCAUUUUCGGAGGAAGCCAUAUCUGGGUGGACCACUGUUCCCUGUGGAAUUGCGAAGAUGGACUGAUCGAUGCGAUUCAUGGGUCCACGGCAAUCACAAUCUCAAGCAAUUACAUGACCCGCCAUGACAAGGUGAUGCUUCUGGGUCACAGUGACAGUUACACGCAGGACAAGAACAUGCAGGUCACGAUUGCCUUCAACCAUUUCGGUAAAGGUUUAGUCCAAAGAAUGCCAAGGUGUAGACAUGGGUACUUCCAUGUGGUAAACAAUGACUACACCCAGUGGGAGAAGUAUGCGAUAGGAGGGAGUGCGAAUCCAACUAUAAACAGUCAAGGCAACAGAUUUCUUGCUCCUAAUGACGGCACCGUCAAAGAGGUGACGAAGAGGGAGAAUUCGCCGGAGAGUGAAUGGGAGAACUGGAACUGGAGGUCGUCGGGGGAUCUAAUGCUAAACGGUGCGUUUUUCACGCCGUCAGGGAAAGGAGCAUCUUCAAGCUAUGCUCGAGCUUCAAGUCUCUCUGCAAAAUCUUCUUCUUUGAUUGGCUCUAUAACAGCAUCGGCUGGAGCACUUAAAUGCCCAAAGGGCUCUCGUUGCUGAAUCAAAUUGGCUUUGGGUUCUCUGUAGGAUUAUUAGUCUUCAUCUAAACGCAGAAACGCUAGGACCAAUUUAAUCUAUAUGGUCUGAUCUUUCCUUCUGUAUAUCCUUUUAUUUAGCCUCUUUUAGUAUUGUUCCGUAAGACUACAACCUUAGCUUGUGGUCAUGAUGGGCACAAGCAUAAAGAGUUGAUAUAUAUAAUGUAUGUCUUCUGUGUUCAAUGACAA
Messenger RNA from Neltuma alba, 1445 nucleotides. Its product is annotated as probable pectate lyase 5. Bases 10 to 1221 code for a protein of 403 amino acids. Gene Ontology annotation, molecular function: pectate lyase activity. The record is from RefSeq and is a predicted model, not a curated record. Lineage: Eukaryota; Viridiplantae; Streptophyta; Magnoliopsida; Fabales; Fabaceae. The transcript has 3 exons.